GCCACUUCUUCCCCACAAAGCCAAGAAGGCUACAGAGGCGAUCUGACCUCUCUUUAGUUCAAGAAGCAUUUAGCAGCUACACAUCAGGUGCUAAGUAGACUGCUAGCUACUGGAAAUAGAAAAACAAAACACUCUCUGACAUCGAGGAGUUUAUGUUCUGUUGGGAUAAAGGAGGUACAAUGUGUACACAUGGGAGUCUGAGGAGGGAGAGAACACUGAUGACUGGGAGAUCUGGCAAAGGUUUUCCCUUGGUGGCAUUUGAACUCACUUACUUGAAGGAAACAAAGUAUUUCAAGAGGCAGCUAGUUGGUACAGUGGUGGAUGGAAUGCCAGACCAGGCUUCAGGUAGAUGACAAGUUCAAAUCUGUCCUCAGACCUUUCAAGGUAUGUGACCUUGGACAAGUCACUUAACUCCUGUGUCUCAAUCUCCCCAUAUAUAAAUAUAUAAAAUGAGCUGGAAAAGGAAAUGGCAAACCAUUCCAGCAUCUUUUACAAGAAGGCCUCAGAUGGCAUCAUGAAGAGUCAGACAUGACUGAAACAACUGACCAACAACAGCAAAAAUAUCCCAUGAGGAAUGGUCAUUGUAAGCAAAAUCCUGAAGAAAGGGGAAUGAAUUCUGAGAUGCAAGAACAUUUAAUUGCCUAAUUUGAUUAGAAUGUCAAGUGUAUAAUAUGAACACCAGUUUGGCAAGGGAAGCCAGCUCGUCAUGGAUUUUAAAGGUCAGGCUAAGGAAUUUUCAUUUAUUACCAGAGAGGAGAGAAAGCUACUAACAACCAAAAAUCCCCUUUCCUUUCUGUCUUGGAAUGACUACUAAAUAUUGGUUGCAAAUCAGAAGAUUUUGGUAAGGACUCUGCAACUGGAGUUAAGUGACUUGCCCAGGGUCACAUAGCUGACACAGAAUCCUGGUGUAGGACUCUUUAGAAGAAGUGAUUGAAAAGUUGUAUUAUGUGUUGAAAAGAUAAUUUAAAGGUAAAUAGUUGCAGUGUAGAUCUCAUUCACUGUUAAGCUUUCAGAGGCAGCAUGGUAUAGUGGGUUAGAGAACAGGACUCAAGGGUCAAGAGACCAUGGGUAGCUUUGGAAAGCCAGGUCCAGAGAUGGGAGGUUCAAAUCUGGCCCUCAACUUCCCAGCUGUAUGACCCUGGGCAAGUCACUUCACCCCAGUUUCUUAGCCCUUGUCUCUAUUCUGCCUUGGAAGUGGCACUUUAUUUAAGUACCACUUCUAAUUCUAAGUAGCAAUUCUAAGAGAGAAGAAAAGGGCUUUUGAAAAAAGAGACAUGAAGAGCAGGGUUUGAUUCCCACCUGGGUGACCUACUGGUUAUAUGAUCCUGGGCAAAUCAUUUCAUAGUCCCCAGUAAUGGUAGUGUGAGGCUAUACGUUUCAGAGAAGAUGCUGCUCUGUAUUAGUCAAGACAAAUCUGCCCCCUCCUCUGCUCCAGCUCCUGAGAUCAAUAAAAUGGCAGGUCUGGCCUCCCACUUUUUUGACAAUAAGUUAGAACUCUACAAAGAAAUGGAUGACUUUGCAGAGCAUUCAUGGUGCCUUCUCACUGAAGCUGUCUUUGGCAUGCCUACGUUUGCUAGAUCCUUCACAGUUACCUCCAAUGUGUCCUUUCCCAGGCCCAUACAGAAUGGGACAGCAACCGAAUUCCUGUGUGGCCACUGGAAAACUCCCACCACCCCUAGCCUGGACAGGAUGAAGAUUUACUGGGAGCUGAGCAAUCAGACCCAAGGUAUCACCAGGCUGGGUGCCUAUACCCUGGACAAUAAGAGCCUCUAUCUCGAUGGAUACAGCUAUCAGAUGAAUCUUUCCUCCUCCACAAGUGCUGGAGGUCCCAACUUUGAGCCUUUCACACUGAAGUUCACCAUCACCAACAUGAGGUACACAGCAGACAUGGGGGAAAGGGGCUCCAGCAUAUUCAUCUCCACUGAGAGAGUGCUGCAGCGCCUGCUCAGUUCCUUGUUUGAAAAGAGCAGCCUUGGCUCUCAGGAUUUUGCAAGCAAAUUGACCUUACUGAGGCCUAUGAAGGAGGGAAGAGCAACCCUAGUUCAUUUCACUUGCAUCCAUCGGAGAGAUCCUGCCAGCCCUGUCCUAGAUAGAGAAAAAAUUUACUGCGAGUUGAGCUAUCUGACCUGGAGCAUCACCAGGCUGGGCCCCUACACAUUAGAGAAGGAUAGCCUCUACCUCAAUGGUUACAAUCAUUUGGCCGUGGCCCCCACCAAAAUGCCACCAGACCCAGCAGUAGCACCUGGUUGUCCCCUGUGGGCCACAGAGCCUGGAGGCUCCCAAGCUGCUAGUUUAAGCUUCCAGGCUUUCACCACCAUUCCCGAGGUGCUGUACACAGAAGAUAUACAUCUUUCUGGAUCUGACAAGUUCAACUUCACCAAAAGAACCCUGCAGCAACCUUUGAAGAAUGGCUCAGAAACUGGAGUGAGUUGCCUGUACACACACAAGAGAAACCAAAGAAGCUCAUUCAGAGACCAAGAGAAGGUUUAUUGGGAUGCAAAAAGAGCAUUUCACUAAGCUGGGCUUUUCCUCCUCCCUUGAAAGAGACAGUCUACUCAAUGAUGAGGAGCACAACAGAAUCCCCAGCCUUUUCCUCUAUCCUCAUGCUACUUUCCCCUCCUCCUGCUAAAUUUCCAUUCUGAUUCUGACCUUAAUAUUCUCUCAAAGAAUCAUUACUUCUCAAUACCCUUUUAUUACACCAAACACAGAAAAUAAACCCUACCCCUAUCUA
Molecule: messenger RNA, 2731 nt
Organism: Monodelphis domestica (gray short-tailed opossum)
Lineage: Eukaryota; Metazoa; Chordata; Mammalia; Didelphimorphia; Didelphidae
Source: RefSeq, a predicted model, not a curated record